Molecule: messenger RNA, 1670 nt
Organism: Colletotrichum destructivum
Lineage: Eukaryota; Fungi; Ascomycota; Sordariomycetes; Glomerellales; Glomerellaceae
Product: Putative tRNA (guanine-N-7) methyltransferase, Trmb type
Exons: 4
Coding region: 261-1121 (286 amino acids)
Biological process (GO): tRNA methylation; RNA (guanine-N7)-methylation
Cellular component (GO): tRNA methyltransferase complex
Molecular function (GO): tRNA (guanine(46)-N7)-methyltransferase activity
Source: RefSeq, a predicted model, not a curated record
UCUCCGCCAUGUUCUACUCUUCACCGCCUGCUCAACCCGACGACUCCCGCCAGAAUUCCCCGCUAUGCAUCACCGCCCGCUCGAUCGCAACUUUUUUUUUUGCAACUUUCAGGCGCCCAAUCCCUCACCUCCCUCGAACGCAUAUCGCACGGCUCCGUUCAUAGACCUUUUUGUGCCUGCGGACUGUUUGGCCGGAACCUCGGUUUUGUUAUCUCACCAUCCAUCCCCCUACUCAAGCCAUAAACCCAACGGCUCGCAUCAUGGGCAAGGCUAAAAGCAAGAGCACGAAGCGCGAGGACUAUCGCAAUGCGCGUAAUCAGGAGGGCGUGGCAGAAUUGCCCCGAAAGAAGUUUUACCGCCAGCGAGCUCAUGCGAACCCUUUCUCGGAUCACCAAUUAGUCUACCCUGCGAGCCCAGAGUCCAUGAACUGGACGCAGUACUACCCUGCCUUCGCCGUCGAAGAUGAGAACCCCGGCACGGCCGAUGCAGCAGUCUCCGAUGCAAACGCCCUGGACGCCUCGAAACCAAAAACACGUAGCCUGAAGAAGGACGUCGAGGUUGUGGAUAUUGGGUGCGGCUUUGGGGGCUUGCUUGUGGCAUUGUCACCGAUCCUACCACAGACCCUUGUUCUUGGCCUCGAGAUCCGCACUUCGGUGACAGAAUACGUCCAAGAGCGCAUCAAAGCGCUCAGAGUGCAGAACCAGGAGGAUGGCCUGUACCAGAACAUUAGCUGUCUGCGUGCGAACAGUAUGAAGUUCCUCCCCAACUUCUUCAAAAAGGCGCAACUAUCCAAAGUCUUCAUAUGUUUCCCAGACCCACACUUCAAGGCGCGGAAACAUAAGGCCAGGAUCGUAUCAACUACGCUUAACUCCGAAUACGCAUUUGUAUUGCGUCCCGGUGGUAUCGUCUAUACCAUCACCGACGUCGAGCCCCUGCACCAAUGGAUGGUUGGCCAUUUUGACGCCCAUCCUGCGUUCGAGCGCGUAUCUGAGGAUGAGCAGGAAGCCGACGAAUGUGUCAAAGUGAUGGCGUCCGAGACGGAGGAGAGCAAGAAGGUGACUCGGAAUCAAGGCCAAAAAUACGUGGCCCUCUUCCGCAGACUGGAAGACCCCCCAUGGUGAGUUCCUAUGGAGGCGUUCAGGGGAAGGCUGGAGGUGGAGUUGCCCUGCGAGGAAGAAGCUGCGUCUGGUGGUGGUCCCGAACAAGAUCAAUAAUACCCCUCUACCUUCGUGGUGGCGAAAUCCAAGCCCCAAGAUAAUAUCCACCAGGCCGGACCUUGUUCGAAUUGGAUCAUGGCUUUUUCUGCAGGCUUCUUCGUGAGCAACCUACCACGGGUCUGGUCAUCUGAUUGUCCAUACUAGCUCACUGGGGCUGGAAGCUUGGGUGUGUAUUGGUUAGUUGCAUGCCUAUUUAUCAUUUAGCCUAGUGGCCGCUCGGGUCCACCCAAAGGCCUGCAGCAACGGUCAAACGGUAGGUACUUGCCUAGGUAUCUUAGGUGGUAUCUAGCCAGGAAGUAGGGAGGUAGGUACCUCAAGGCACUGGCUCGCCUGCCGCACACCUGGGACAGGCCACUUUUACUACCCACACACAUAGCUCGAUGCCAUCCACACGUGUCUCUCGAUCCGCACCCGCAGCUGCCUCGCUCGCCUUAAUCGAUAAGACCCAGCCAA